This is a messenger RNA of Manacus vitellinus (golden-collared manakin), 1068 nucleotides long. RefSeq names its product CD226 molecule (gene CD226). Gene Ontology annotation, biological process: positive regulation of type II interferon production; positive regulation of natural killer cell cytokine production; positive regulation of Fc receptor mediated stimulatory signaling pathway. The record is from RefSeq and is a predicted model, not a curated record. Gene Ontology annotation, cellular component: external side of plasma membrane. NCBI's taxonomy places the organism in Eukaryota, Metazoa, Chordata, Aves, Passeriformes, Pipridae.
AUGCUCACAGAAGGUGUGAAAUUGCUAAAACCUCCCUCCCUCCAGCCCACUCGCUUCGUUAUCUUCACUGAAAAGUCACUGAAACUAAAAAGCCUUUUUGCCCUGCUCAUUUUGGUCAUGUUUGCAGCCAGUGUGGAAGCAUAGUUUGUGGAUUCAUCUGUAAAACUUACUGAGAAGGUGAAACUACAAUGUAUAUAUCCAAAAAAAAAGGUGAUAAUCCAGAUAUCCUGGAUGAAAAUUACUGUAACUCAUAAAGAAAAUGCAACUGUCUUACAUCCAACCUAUGACAUUCAUAGAAAAGACAAAUACAAUGGAAGAAUUUAUUUUGUAAAUGCUUCCAGUGACAAAUCCUCAUCCUUCAUCAAGAACAUUUUGAAAGAUGAUGAUCUUUACAUUUGCUUCAUUGUAACUACCCCAGAUGGAAUUUCAAAAAAGAGAAUAGGAAUUAUUCAGGCAGAUGCUUUUGAAGUGUCUGAGAAACAAAACAAUACCAUGUUUACCAAAGCAGGAGGAAAUGUUAUUUUUUCUUACCUUUAUAAAAUUGGAGAUUUGGUGCAGCAAGCAACGUUGGAAAGGAUUAAAGCAAAUUGAGUAGAUAUUGUCAUUCUGUGCAACUCUUCAGGAAAGCAAAGCUUUGUUUCAGAUUUCAAAGAGCAUACACGGGUGGAUUGUUCUCAUCAGGCAAACUCCAGGAUUUUCUUUUGAAACAUUGCAGCCUCUGACUUUGCAAUGUACUGCUGUGUAGCUGCUGGAAGAAACAAAACCUAUGUAAUGAGUUCUACUGUGGCUGCAACUUGGGAUCACAAAUGGUUUAUUACCUAUAUAGCUGGAGGAAUUUCUCCUGCUGUUUUACUGUUAGUUUUCCUAUUGAUCUUCUGCAUCAUCACUGUUUUUUGCAAAAAAAAGAAGAGGAAGAGGAUCACAGAGGCCUUAUCAAAAAUUUUGUACUCUAUUCAGACCUGGGAUGAAGCUUUUCAUCCAGCAAUCAAAGUGCUUCAGAAACCACCUUUCCUGCCAUGUCAGUUCACCCAGGCACUGUCACAUUACGUUGUCAUAAGACUGACGUAG